CGAUUCCUGUUUCCCUGGAGUAGUAGUAAACAAGGGCCACAUAAAUACUGAGGCUCUCUCUAAAAAGCUAUUUGGAUUCGAGUUUUGUACGGGAAAAAUGGAAAAUCCCUUACCCAGCAGGUCUGGAAAGAAAUAGAAAGGGGGGACCUAGUUCAAGGAAAAAAGACAUAGAACACUCUUUAGUUCCCAGUCUGUAUACGGGGACCGAGUCCCCGGUGUCAAAAGAAAGGAGAUCCUGUUUAACACUUGGAAGAGGAACUUCCAGAUCCAGGAUCUGGGAGAUUAUUCAGCAAGCUGCGUCGCAAUCGGACACACUCUGAAAUUGCUUUGUGCCCCCGGCUCUCCCCACACUUCAAGACCGAGAUCUCACCCGGGCGAGCUGGGGGUGGGGAGAGUCAGAGAGAGAAGCAGGGGAGAAGCGGCAGCAGCAGAACUCCUCCUCUUCUUUUCCACUCUCGGGUUGCCGGGGACUGGGUCCUUCUCCGGGUGGCCAGAAACCUAGAGGAAAAGGAGGAGCUGUUUGUUGGUGUUCCCUCAGAAAGAGGAAGCUACGGGCAGCGUGCCGCCCGGGAACAUGGCGGCGGCGGCGGCGGCGGCGGCGGAGCCUGCUUCCCUUGCCCAUUUGCACAACAGCGGCCACAGUGGUGGCAGCGGCGGGACCCCAGGGUCGCAAUCUAUUGGGGGUGCAGUGCCAGUGCUCUUCUGCUUCUCCGUGUUUGCCCGGCCUUCCACGGUGCCGCAUGGCGCGGGCCACGAACUGCUCAUCCAGAAAUUCCUGAGCCUUUAUGGCGACCAGAUAGACAUGCACCGCAAAUUUGUGGUGCAGCUCUUUGCCGAGGAGUGGGGCCAGUAUGUCGACCUGCCCAAGGGCUUCCUGGUGAGCGAACGCUGCAAAGUUCGCCUGGUUCCCUUGCAGAUCCAGCUUACCACAUUGGGAAAUCUUACGCCUUCAAGUACUGUAUUUUUUUGCUGUGAUAUGCAAGAAAGAUUCAGACCAGCCAUCAAAUAUUUUGGUGAUAUCAUUAGUGUAGGACAAAGAUUGUUGCAAGGGGCUCGGAUUUUAGGAAUUCCAGUUAUUGUAACAGAACAGUACCCCAAAGGUCUUGGCAGUACUGUACAAGAAAUUGAUUUAACAGGUGUUAAACUUGUACUUCCGAAGACUAAAUUUUCAAUGGUAUUACCAGAAGUAGAAGCAGCAUUAGCAGAAAUUCCUGGAGUUCGUAGUGUUGUCUUAUUUGGAGUAGAAACUCAUGUGUGCAUUCAGCAGACGGCUCUGGAAUUGGUUGGCCGAGGUGUUGAAGUUCACAUUGUAGCUGAUGCCACUUCAUCAAGAAGCAUGAUGGACAGGAUGUUUGCUCUUGAGCGUCUUGCUCGUACUGGAAUAAUAGUUACUACAAGUGAGGCGGUGCUGUUACAGCUGGUCGCUGACAAAGAUCAUCCAAAAUUCAAGGAAAUACAGAACCUAAUUAAAGCAAGUGCCCCAGAAUCUGGUCUACUUUCCAAAGUGUAGAAUUUUAAAGGAUUAGUUAUAAAUCCACUCUAAAUAAGAACAAAUUCAUAAACAUAAUGUGCUGUCUUACAUGUACUGCAAUCAAAAUGUUAAAACUGACCUUUUUUUGGCUUGUCUUUAAAAAAUAGAUUUAAUUAAUCUAUUUGGGUAUCUGAAUUGUGUCAUACAAGUCAAAGGUUUUUGGUGUUCAUUAUUUCCUUCCUUUAUUUUAUCAUUGUUCUUUCAUUUUUAAAACACUAUUCUUGAUCCCAUUUGUAACAGGUCUUAAAAAGUUCAUACUAAUGUGAGAUUUCUCAGUUGGGCACUUUGUUAAUAAAAAGUAUCUGUGAAUGGUUUCACUUAUGGCUUUAAUAUAAGAUUUAUAUAUGAAUGUCAUAUGGAUUUCAUGCUUUCUCAUAAUGUAGACUGAUUAAAUGAAACUUAUUUUUAAAAAA
Monodelphis domestica (gray short-tailed opossum) is the source of this 1944-nucleotide messenger RNA. It is a transcript of the gene ISOC1, whose product is annotated as isochorismatase domain containing 1. Lineage: Eukaryota; Metazoa; Chordata; Mammalia; Didelphimorphia; Didelphidae. The record is from RefSeq and is a predicted model, not a curated record.